AUGGCGAUUACAGCAGCAACCGGAUCCUCGAGGCGGUCAACAGCCGGCGGAUCGGUCAACCGGUCCUACUCCCAGUCCGGCGGCAGAUUCAGCCUGUCGUCGUAUCAGUCUCCGUACUCCUCGUCUGCCUCAACCGGCUUCGCAUCAUCCAGUUCCAGUUUCGCGACGCGGUCAUCCACCUUCUUCGCUGGGAACCCCGUCAGAUCCGCGUCUCCUCCGCGAGUCAGCAUGUCCGGCCACUCCAUGUCGGCCUCCGCCGUCCGAUUCUCUCUGGACCGGUCGGUCUCUCCCAACCGGUCGAUCUCUACCGUCAGCCCUUCCCGCAGCCGGCCGCAGGUGGUGAGGAAGCAGCCAGGUCCGAAGAAGACGUGCAUGUGCUCGCCGACGACGCACCCCGGCUCGUUCCGCUGCAGCCUACACAAGAACCAGAACACGGCGCACGCGUCGAGCUACGCGCCGAACAACCGCCUCAACGCGCGCAGAUCUGCGAUGACGAACUCGCUGGUGAGGAUCGGCGGCGUGGAAGGGGAUCUGGUGAGGCGAGCGCUGGCGGCGUUGAUCCGCCCAAGUUCGCACCAGCAGAGGAGGCGCGCGGCGUUCCAGCCGAGGCCGAGCAGGCUCAGCUCCAUGUCCAAGUCGACGGAGGAAUCGUAA
Molecule: messenger RNA, 654 nt
Organism: Linum tenue
Lineage: Eukaryota; Viridiplantae; Streptophyta; Magnoliopsida; Malpighiales; Linaceae
Source: the annotation of a GenBank genome assembly